AUGCCCCAUUUCGUAAGCACUAAAGACGAAAUUGUGAGUAUAGUUAUUGUUUUUCGAUAAUAUUAAAAGCUUUUAAAAUAUUGUUUUGAUUUUUUGACAGAUACAAAAUAUGGAUGAUAUUGCUUCUGAUUUUGCUUGUCUUAAAGUGUCUGCUCUAAAAAAAGCCUCUCGUAUAUCAGGUGAAGUGAAUAGAAUAACAAUUGGUCCUGAUUCUAUAAUGAACGAAAGCAAAACUGAAAAAUCGGAAAAUAUAGAAAAUGAACGGAAUUCUUGUAAUAUUACAGUUCCACAGAAACCUAUUCGCUCACAGAAUAAGAUUUCUAUACAAAGUGAACGUGAACGCAAAAGCAAAGAAAAUUAUGCAUAUAUACUGGCAGAAGAAAGAAUAGCUGAACAAGAAGAAAUACGUAGAAGGCAUGAACGACAAAAAGAAGUUGAAAAAUAUAGAAAAGAAAUGAAAGAAAAAGAAGAAUUGACUAAAGAAAUAAUGAUUUUAAGAAAUGUGUAUGUCCAAAAAAAUAAUGAUUUUGAAAAAUAUCGUGAUAUGAUAGCACUUUCUGAAAGUUAUAAAAAUAAAAAUUCUUUUGCCUUGGUAUUAUCUUCUUAUGCUGCAAAAUUAGAAGAGUUACAUCUACAAAUGAAACUUAUAGAUGAAAAAAUUAAGAUAGAAUAAAUAUUCAGAGUGAAGUAAAUUUAACUAGAGUAGAAAAUAUGAUACAUUCUCAUACAACGCAAUUGGCAGAAUCACAGGAGCUUCCAAAUAGUCAAACAGUUUGUGAGCCAGUUAUAUCAGAACAAAUUAAUACCGAAACUAACGAAGUACAGAAAUAUGAAGAUGAAGAAGAAAAAGGAAAUAUAGUACCAGAGAAUAUGAUUUCUACAAAUAUUUCGCAAGAAACUCCAAUUAUUAAUAUAGAAGAAAAUAUAUCAACAGCAGAAUCGGAUAAAGACUAUUUGUAUAAAUAUGUCAAUAAAGAAUUGUUAGAAAUAUAUGUGAAUAAUCAAAAAUUUUUAGAAAAUUAUGUAAAAACGUUUGAUGAAUUUUUACAAUCUUCAGCUACGAAAAAGUUUAGAUUUGAAUGUCAAAAAGCAAUAAAUAUACCUGUAAAUGCAAUAUCUGGUAUUAGUCAACAGCACCUGACAGAUAAAUAUGAAAAAUUGCAUAAUCUGCUUAUGGGAAAAUCUUGGCCAAAUGUUAAUCAACAUCCGCAUGGGGCAGAUUUUUGUAAAAAUAUUUUAGCUAAAAAAUUAGUUAAUCAAGGUGAGACGCUUGUUUCAAGUAAACCAAAGAUGGCAUUUCCCAUUGCUGCUAUAAUCGUCGCUCUUUGGAACGAUCAUUCUGAUUUUGGUGAUUUACUUCUGUCACAUUUUUACAACGUUUGUCCAUUUACGGUUCCUAUCUUUAUGCCAAAAAUGGUAGGACAAUCGAAUGAUGAUUAUUAUAAAUUAAUGGGUUAUAAAUAUGCUGAAGAUGGUACAAUUGAGAAACAUGAUAAAUUUUUGAAAAGAAUGUCUGGUUUGAUGAGACUUUAUGCUUCUAUUACUAUCACGACUCAAAGAAAAGGAGUUACUAAAACUAAUCCACAUGGACUGCAAAAGGCAUGGCAAUGGCUGGCUGCUAUUUCAAAUAUUGAACCGCGAAAAGAAGUAACAGAUCUUUGUGCAACUCUCUUAUUAGAUAUGCUUGAAGUUGCUGGAAAUACAUUAUGGAUCGCAUAUCGAAAACAAUUCCAUAAAAUGUUAGCUUUAUUAUCAGAAGAAUAUUAUCCGCGCAUGAAAAAUACAGGAUCUAUUGGUAGUGGCCCAUUGGUACGUCUCGAAGAAUUUUUGAAGAACAGCUUAGCAAAAGGUUCUAUACCUGCUCCUGAUGGUCAACUUCCUCCAAAUUUUUGGUGA
Messenger RNA from Heterotrigona itama, 1896 nucleotides. The record is from the annotation of a GenBank genome assembly. Lineage: Eukaryota; Metazoa; Arthropoda; Insecta; Hymenoptera; Apidae.